This is a messenger RNA of Torulaspora delbrueckii, 636 nucleotides long. It is a transcript of the gene SCM3, whose product is annotated as Scm3p. Gene Ontology annotation, cellular component: nucleus. The transcript has a single exon. The record is from RefSeq and is a predicted model, not a curated record. Gene Ontology annotation, molecular function: histone binding. Bases 1 to 636 code for a protein of 211 amino acids. Lineage: Eukaryota; Fungi; Ascomycota; Saccharomycetes; Saccharomycetales; Saccharomycetaceae.
AUGAGAAGCAAGGGAAAAUCCUCCAAGAAAGUAGCUCUAAAAAAGUUGCAUGGCGCAUUGAAAAGUAUACUUGGUUCCUCUGAAGAGGAGCUUAAGAAGCGGAAGGACAAAGGUAUAGUUGAAAUCUUACCUGGAGCAGAGGCAAAGAAAAUCAGUUCACGUAAGAAGUCACCACCUGUGGCUGUAGAGAAGAGGAAUGGUUUAACCUAUAUUGUUUCUCGAGAAAAGCAGCUGAUCCCUAUGUUAACCGAUGAUGAGAUUAUGCAGCGGCACAAGCUUGCUGAUGAAAAUAUGAAGACUGCUUGGACUAGUAUCAUUAAUAAAUACGAAUCCGUCGAGGACCAAGGUGAUGUUAUCGAUCUGAGAACAGGCGAAGUCGUAGAGGAUUACGGACACUUGCGAGGGUUAUCGCAUGAACUCCCGCAGGAUAGCUCUCACUACCGAAGCACUCUCACGAGUUUACUUGGCGUGAAGGACGAAGGAGAUACUAGGCGUGAUCUAUGGCAGGAUGGCGAUGACGAUGAGGACGAUGAGGAGUACAACAGCGAAAAUGAGGCAAGGGAAGAAGAAGGUACGGAUACAGACUCACAGACUUCAGAAUACGAAAAGGUGCUCAACACUAAGAUCAGAGAUUAG